Porites evermanni is the source of this 543-nucleotide messenger RNA. Lineage: Eukaryota; Metazoa; Cnidaria; Anthozoa; Scleractinia; Poritidae. The record is from the annotation of a GenBank genome assembly.
AUGCCAGUUUUUCUAUCCUUACAGGGAACGUUUCACUACGAUUCCAGUCUCUGGAGAAACAAAGAAACCCUUAACCUUGACGGAGGGAAGACUGGGUUCGACUCACAGGAAACCAAACUUCCCUCCUACUGGAACACAUCCUUCUCCAAGAUCUGCCUCGGUAUGAAGAUCGGUCAGCAGAUCAGGUUUAUUGUCAUCAACAAGCAGGCGAACUCUUUGUACUCUCUGAUCGCUGGUGGGCAAUACCACGGCACCUCACUAGGUCGUGACACGUGGAAGUCGCUGAUUGGUUCUGAGGCCUCCUUGCAACAAAAAUGUAACUUGGAAGGGUUUAACGUCAUGAGUCGUUAUAAUCACUCCAAAGCAAGAAUUGGUAUCCUUGGUAACGAACAAGACGACUGCACCACCUGUGACUCUAGGAUCGGUCUUGGUACUGGAGGAUCCCCAGCUGAUAAUUCUAACACAUGUGGAAACGAGGCAAUAGAUUCAGCAGACUACGGCCACAAGCAUAUACAGGCAAUGGGUUAUAUCUUGGUGCAGUAA